This is a messenger RNA of Parnassius apollo (apollo), 528 nucleotides long. Lineage: Eukaryota; Metazoa; Arthropoda; Insecta; Lepidoptera; Papilionidae. The record is from the annotation of a GenBank genome assembly.
AUGAAGGGCAGAGUUCCACAACACCUGAGCCCAUGCUGGAGCCCGAGCUUACACCGGAACCUGAGCCCACACUGGAGCCAAGAGUCUAGACCAGAGAUCAGGGCGGAGAAACCAUUAGAGCCACUGGCUUUAGAGGUAACUUUGACGGAACAAAACCCGAACGGUGAAUCAUCUGAACCAGAAUUGGACCCUGAACUUUUAGAAGCCCUCAUUCAAGAUUCAGUAAGAGACGAAACUUUGUUCGGUAAUAAACUUUCAGAAAAGAUCAAGGCAGCCAGAGCUAUUGAACGACAGGGUCUGCAAAUCAAAAAGAUUAAUACGAAACCUUACGGCUCUCAAUCCACUAGCAACCGCUCUUCUAGUUCUGGAAACUGGCCCGGCCCACCUCGGUACUCAAUGAACCGCUGCAACCGAGGUGGGAAGAAAACGUCGACGCAGAGCCGCCGUCCAUACCCGAGCUCGACGCAACAGCAGCCAGCAUCGAAGCCUUCAGCAGCGAACAAGUCUCGUGCCCCAGCGCCGCAGUAA